AUGACUUCAAACAUCCAGGAAAUGGUCGACGGGUGCCUUAGCUGUCAGAAACAUCAACGCGACAAUAUCAAGCAAACCAUUAUAUCAAAGGAGAUUCCAACUCUUCCAUUCGAACGAGUCGCAACGGAUUUAUUCCAUUUCAAAGGAAGGGAAUAUAUUCUGCUGGUGGACAGUUACUCUAGUUUCUUCGAUUUCAAGCAACUCUUAAACACGUCAUCUCGUAGCGUAAUUAUGGCAUUGAAGGAAUGGUUCGCGGUUCAUGGGGUACCAAGAGUGUUGGAAUCUGAUAAUGGGCCGCAGCACUCUUCAGAAGAAUUCAAGGCGUUUGCAGCAAAGUGGAGUUUCGAUCAUGAAACAUCUAGCCCACAUUUCCCUCGGGCUAACGGAUUAGCGGAGAGAUACGUUCAAACAGCUAAAUUGAUUCUCAAAAAAUGUGCAGAGGACGAAUGCGAUGUACAACUGGCAUUGUUGCACGCUCGAAACACUCCUAGAUCAACAGGAUUGCCAGCUCCAAGCAAAAGAUUGAUGGGACGGCUGAUACGUUCAAAUUUGCCAGUGUCCGAUGCAAAGCUGCAACCGAGACUCGUAACAGGGGUUACGCAAAUGCUUACAGAAGAACGAAGCCAGCAGAAACGCUAUGCCGACCGAGGAGCUGUGGAAGGCACGGUGUUCAACCCAGGGGAUGCUGUACUGCUACAGAGUUCUACUUCGAAAACAUGGAAACCGGCAACAGUGCUAAAUAGUGUCGACGGGAGAAGAUCGUAUACCGUGACAGACGGCGAAAGUGUGCUGCGUAGAAACUCAUUUCAUUUGCGACCAACGAAAGUGGACAACGAAACCAACCUUCGCGGAGACCAACAAGUGCCAAAGGAGCCUCAGGGACCAUUAUCGGAAGAACAUCCAAGGAGUGACUCUUAUGUAGAAGAACACACUGACGAGGGUGGACGCACAGUUCAACCUUCGGAGGAGCCAGGAGCAUUAAUCAGUAAUCGGCAGCAGACAACUCGUAGCGGUCGUCUUGUGAAACAGUUUAAACUUAAUGAUUUUGAAUACUAUUAA
Molecule: messenger RNA, 1059 nt
Organism: Aedes albopictus (Asian tiger mosquito)
Lineage: Eukaryota; Metazoa; Arthropoda; Insecta; Diptera; Culicidae
Exons: 1
Coding region: 1-1059 (352 amino acids)
Biological process (GO): DNA integration
Molecular function (GO): nucleic acid binding
Source: RefSeq, a predicted model, not a curated record